Messenger RNA from Osmerus eperlanus (European smelt), 3644 nucleotides. Its product is annotated as zinc finger protein ZFP2. Lineage: Eukaryota; Metazoa; Chordata; Actinopteri; Osmeriformes; Osmeridae. The record is from RefSeq and is a predicted model, not a curated record. Gene Ontology annotation, biological process: regulation of DNA-templated transcription. Gene Ontology annotation, molecular function: DNA-binding transcription factor activity, RNA polymerase II-specific; RNA polymerase II cis-regulatory region sequence-specific DNA binding. The coding region runs from base 479 to 2395 and encodes 638 amino acids. The transcript is spliced from 7 exons.
CACAGAAGAAGAAGUUUGCUGUCUACUGUGACGUUCAAAAUGUGGGGGCGGUAACUUGCUAGCUAGCAAUCUAGUUAGCUCUUGUCUAACUUGUUUUCUAUUUAUUAAGAUGUAUUAAAAAGAUGUAUUAUUCUGUGUGAGCGGGUUGCUAGUUGCAAACGAUGCGGAUGAAUAGCCUUACGUUACUCAUCAAGUUAACCUUUCUAUAGCUAGAUCUAACCAUGCGAUAGUGUGUAUACUAGCUAGUUCUAACGUUAUGUUAGUUGCUAUAUCUGGCUACUGACUGUACGCUAGUACUGUAGCGUCGAGCUAAAAACGCAUCUACAGUAGUUAGCAAUACGUGAUUAAUUGUUUUGUAGGCUAUGUCAGGAUGCAGUUGAUGCAGCUUCAGAUAUUAUUUAGUCCUUGUGCGAGCAGCUUUAGAUAGCUUGCAAAUGUUAGGGUUAGGGUUAAGUGCCUUUUAAUUCUGUCUUACAAAAUGAGUCCAGUUAAAGAUGACUAUCAGGAAAUAAGACCCGUGUCUUUGCGUCUUUUAGAAGAGAAUGUCACCUCCAGUCUAUACUGUGGGACUGUCAAGGGGAUGGAAGAUCAAGUUUUACUGGAAGCCUUCUUGGUAGAAGUCUACCGCUGUCGAGUGUGUCAGUUCAGUACUGGUCUGAAAGCCAAUAUUAACGCGCACUUUUUGGAUGGACAUGAAUUGGGAGCCUCCACUUGCACCGUUCUCUCAUGUAUGAAAAAGGAUGAAGGGGAGAAUCUUCGUGUGGAUGUUGGAAUAGGGGUUGAUGGAGAGGACAGUGACAUUGAUCAAAAUGGCUCUCCCUUCAACUUAGAAGAUGAUCUGCAUCCUUCUUCCAAGGAUGGUGUCAACCAUAUUAAUCAUAUGGGAUUGGAUCGCAUUUCCUUUCUCCUGCCAAUGUAUGACAUGCUGCCAAACAUAAGCCCACGGUCAUGUGACAUGGGACUUGACUCCAACUCAGAUGGAAGCCUACAUGUUGCACAGACUUGUGAGGUAAGCACUCUGUUUGUUGAGGAACAACAGGAUAAGGAUGAAGAUGACAAGGACUGCAUGUUUGAAUUGGAGGGCGAUGCCUCUGUCAAUCUGUCCUGUCCAAUAGGCUCAGUAGUGAAUGACACCGGGAGCCAGGAUGAGGAAAUGGCCCAGUCGGCUCACCUAAGGACCCUAGGACUGUGUCGUAUCUCUACAGCCAAGACCCUUCCAAGCCAAACAGAGACCCUAAACACAAAGCUGUCCUCAAUCCCAGUCUGUCAAGAGAGCUCCUCUCAGGAUGAUAAGAUUCCUAAGAAGCCCCCACUACAGCAUCUGCUCCCCAAGCAGUGGAGGUCAGGCAGGGGGAAACCACUUUCAUGCAUUUUUUGCAAUGCAAGACUGACCUCCAAACGUUUGAUUAAGGUCCACCAGAAGUCCCCUAAAGGAGACAAGGGCUUCAAGUGUCUGUGGUGUAGGUGGAGGCGGAGCAGAUGGUGGGAGAUGGAGCUCCACCGGAGGGGUCAUGGGAGGAGGAGGAGAUGGUGGGAGAGGCGUUCCAGGCCCUACAGUUGCCAGAUCUGUUCCCAGACGUUCCGAAGCAUUCAAUCUCGUGAUGCCCACAAACAGAAGCACAGUCAAAUCCAAAGCAGUCAAGGAUGCUUCAUGUGCCUGCAUUGUGACUACAGUGGUAGGUCCUGGGAAAGGCUACACAAACACAUUGUCUUAAAGCAUAAGAGCAUCGUGGACAAUAAGAUGGAUGUCUCAGAUGAAUGUAACUCAAAGACAUACAUGCAUCGUGAAAUCACUUAUCUUGAGGACUUGGCUGAAGGGGCUAGGUCUGAGAAGUCUUCUCACUUAAGAAAAACUAAGAUGAAGCUGACCAGGGGGAAGAAGAAUGCAGAGGGGGAAGAAAAGAAUAUGCCACGAAAAGAAGAACAGUCAACAAAGAGUAAAGGGUUUUGCUGUGCCCUCUGUGAUAGGACGUUCUCCACAAAGCUUACGAUGCGUCGCCACAUGGGAAUCCAUCAGGGCUACAAACCAUUCGAGUGCCCACACUGCCAGUACAGUACCCGCCUCAAGGCCUCCCUGGUACAACACCUACGAGUUCAUACAGGAGAGAAGCCCUACAAAUGCCCCCAGUGUCCGUAUGCUUCCAUUGAUAGCAGUUCUCUACUCAGACACUCUCGAACACAUACUCAGGAGAAGCCCUACCACUGCCAGUACUGCCCUUACAGCAGCAUUCAGAAGAAAAGCUUGGACCUGCAUGCCCGUCGUCACCACACGGGCCAGUCUUUCCCCUGCCACCUGUGCCAGUACUCCAGCCCGGACCGACAACUACUUGUACGCCACCUGCGCAAGUACCACACUACAGAACAACCCCCCAGUACUGGAGCAGCAGUCACCUGAAGGUGCCUUGAUCUGGCAUCUUACUAAACAAGAUUAUGGCUAUGUGAAAUGAAUGACUUUCUUACUAAAGACUUUUUCAGACCUUUAGCUGAAUGAGAAAGACAAGUCAAUGAGUGAAAAUAGCAUGUCACAACUUUUCUACACAAGAGUGACAAGUCAAGGGGUUGCAAUGAGUGGUUGUUUAGGCGAUUGUUGGCACCUGCACUUCCCUUGGGUGGGAGCUACACUUAUGAAACGGUGGUUGAGUUCCUACAAAAGGGCAGCGUAUAACAUGAGUGAACAGUUCUACGGAAAAGUAAGCGCAGAAGGUGUUCUUAUUUAAUCUAUAUCAAUAAAUAUAAUUUAUGCCUUAUUUUAUUCCUUAUUUUUUACCUUGAAAUGAUUGACUGUAAUUCCAACGUGGCACCUCAAGGCUUAAUUUAGAGAAUAUACAGAGAGUGGUUUGUUAUGUAAGUGAACUAACUUUCAUCUAUUUUGUUUGUAGUCGGCUCCUUCAGAAAGAUGUUGUUUUAUUGUGUGACUAACUCCAUAAACACAACACAUUCUGUUGAAUUAGUAAGCUAAGUGGUACAAGUGCAUUGGCCAACUGGAUAUAAGGCCACCAUGCUUCAAACCAAACCUCUGCAACUCACUACGCAAUCCCUGCAAGGAGAUUAAAGUUAGUUUUUUUUUAAAGAAGCAAACCUUGAUGUGAUAAGGACACAAUAGUUCUUACAUGAAUUGACAGGUAGCUGACACUCAUCAUUCAGCUACUUUGGUUGAAAGUCAGACCAUGGGGGACUCAUGUAACAUACUUUCCGAUACAUCCUGUCACUAGUCAAUUAGAUUGUAGGUCAGUGAUUGGAACUACUACUGGAGCAAUGUAACAGGUCAUUUCAACUAGCUUUGUUAAGGAUUCCAGUUAGCCCUGCUCUACAUAAUCCUCUGCUUCUGUAUUGAUCAGACAUGCAUAAAGCACUCAAACGAUUGCUCUCUAUUUAGGGACAAAGUUGUGUGCUGUCUGACUGCAAAUGGUUGAAAGUUGUUGUGGUGGACUAAUGACAGAUCUAAUUACCUGUAGAACAUCUCUUUUGAUUGACCUACAUCUUAUUUUAUUUGUCCCUUUGCAAUGUCUGACCUACAAGCUAUAAUACAUACAAAUGGCUUAAAGCCAUGGAUUAAAGAAACAAUGUAUUUAAAAUAAUGUCGUUUUUAAUUUCAUAGACAUUGUAUUCACAUUUCCAUUGAAAAUAUAUGCCACAAUCCCGUU